Molecule: messenger RNA, 5408 nt
Organism: Salarias fasciatus (jewelled blenny)
Lineage: Eukaryota; Metazoa; Chordata; Actinopteri; Blenniiformes; Blenniidae
Gene: dgki
Product: diacylglycerol kinase, iota
Exons: 34
Coding region: 173-3082 (969 amino acids)
Biological process (GO): phospholipase C-activating G protein-coupled receptor signaling pathway
Cellular component (GO): glutamatergic synapse; plasma membrane
Molecular function (GO): ATP-dependent diacylglycerol kinase activity; protein binding
Source: RefSeq, a predicted model, not a curated record
GUCCGGGCGGCUGUGCGUGCUGCCGUACCUGGCUGCUGGAUAUAAAAGGCGGAUAACGGACGCAGCGACACACCGGUCCAGCUGCCGUUCCGUUCCCGGAGGUCGGGAUACCUCCUUCCGCCACCUCCACCACCUCAGCGGCCGGGCGGAGCGAGGACAGCGGGGGUCCGGCAUGGACCCCCAAGCCAAGGAGCACCGCAGCAGCCCGGCGGCGGGGGGCUUCAGCGGGCGCCUGGCCUCGCUGGGAGCCGACGGGGGAGACUCUGAGUCCGGAGCCGGCUCGGAGGAGGCUGCGGUGGGCUGCUGCAGCGACACGUUCAGCAGCCUGCCCGACAUGGAGCAGGAAAGCCUGGAGGAGAAGCUCCGAGGACUGGCGUUCAGAAAGCAGACCUCGUAUCGGAAAGCCAUCUCCCGGUCGGGCCUCCAUUACCUCGGUCCCCCGCAGCCGCCACUUCCUCCGGCCUCCAACGGGCCCACCAAGGACCUGCGGACCUGCGUGGACUGGACGGAGAACGCGGUGAACGGAGAUCACCUGUGGAUGGAGACCAGCUGCUCCGGAGAGCUGUGCUACCUGGGAGAAGACGCCUGCCUGCUGAAGACUGCAAAGUCGGCCCCCAGGAAGAAAUGUGCAGCCUGCAAGAUCGUCGUUCACACCAGCUGCAUGGAGCAGCUAGAGAAGAUUAACUUUCGGUGUAAGCCGACCUUCAGAGAGGGAGGAUCCCGAUGCCUCCGAGACCAGAACGUGCUGAGACAUCACUGGGUUCACCGGCGGAGGCAGGAGGGGAAGUGCAAACAGUGUGGCAAGAGUUUCCAGCAGAAGUUCUUCCACAGUAAAGAAAUCAUCGCCAUCAGCUGUUCGUGGUGCAAACAGGCUUUCCACAACAAGGUGACGUGUUUCAUGCUGCAUCAGAUCGAGGAGCCGUGCUCGCUGGGCGCUCACGCUGGAGUCAUCGUCCCGCCGUCCUGGAUCAUCAAAGUCAGGAAACCACAGAGCUCACUGAAAAACUCGGCCAGGAGGAAAAAACGCACCUCUUUCAAACGGAGGACGAGUAAGAAGGGACUGGACGAGUCGAAGUGGCGUCCCUUCAUGUUGAAGCCCCUCCCCUCUCCGCUCAUGAAGCCCAUUUUGGUUUUCGUCAAUCCCAAGAGCGGCGGCAAUCAGGGUGCCAAGGUGUUGCAGAUGUUCAUGUGGAUCCUGAACCCUCGGCAGGUCUUCGACCUGUCGCAGGGCGGCCUGAGAGAGGCGCUGGAGCUGUAUCGCAAAGUGCCAAACCUGCGGAUCCUGGCGUGCGGCGGGGACGGCACGGUGGGCUGGAUCCUGUCUGCGCUGGACGAGCUGCAGAUGAGCCCACAGCCUCCGGUGGCGGUGCUUCCUCUGGGAACGGGAAACGACCUCGCCAGGACGCUCAACUGGGGCGGGGGUUACACGGACGAGCCGGUGUCCAAGGUGUUGUGCCAUGUGGAGGACGGCUCGGUGGUGCAGCUGGACCGGUGGAACCUGCAGGUGGAGAAGAGCUCGGCUCAGCCCGAGGAGGGAACGCAGAAGCUGCCCCUCAACGUGUUCAACAACUACUUCAGCCUGGGCUUCGACGCUCACGUCACCCUGGAGUUCCACGAGUCCCGAGAGGCCAACCCGGAAAAGUUUAACAGCCGCUUUCGAAACAAGAUGUUCUAUGCAGGAGCAGCGUUCUCAGAUUUCCUCCAGAGGAGCUCCAGGGAUUUGUCCAAGCACGUCAGAGUGGUGUGUGACGGUACAGAUCUGACUCCUAAAAUCCAGGAGCUGAAGUUCCAGUGCAUCGUCUUUCUGAACAUCCCCAGGUACUGUGCUGGCACCAUGCCGUGGGGAAACACAGGCGACCACCGAGACUUUGAACCUCAGCGACACGACGACGGCUGCAUCGAGGUGAUCGGCUUCACCAUGGCGUCGCUGGCUGCGCUACAGGUCGGAGGUCAUGGAGAGAGGCUGCACCAGUGCAGAGAGGUCGUCCUCACGACCUUCAAGACCGUUCCUGUUCAGGUUGACGGCGAGCCGUGUCGACUGGCUCCGUCCACUCUCCGCAUCUCCCUCCGAAACCAGGCCAACAUGGUCCAGAAGAGCAAGAGACGCACCUCAGUGCCCCUGCUGAACGAUAUUCAGAAGGUGUGUGCAGCUGAUCUGCGCCGCCUCUCUGCUCCCCCCGACUCCUUCUCUGUCCCUCACGCCGUUCCCGACCGUCUGCGUCUGCGGGUGAAUCGCAUCAGCCUGCAGGAGUACGACCGGCUGCAGUACGACAAGGAGCGGCUGCGAGACAUCUCCAUCCCAGUGGGCAUCGUGGUGGUGAGAGGAGACUGUGAUCUGGAGACGUGUCGACUCUACAUCGACAGACUGCAGGAGGAUUUACACCAGGCGCCAUCUGCUGGUCACAGGGUGCACUAUCAGGACGAGUGCCGGGGCGUCCCCAGGACCAGCUCCAGCAGCCGUCUGUCCCCCAACUGGAGCUUUCUGGACUCGACGUCCGCGGAUCGUUUCUACCGCAUCGACAAGGCUCAGGAGCAUCUUCACUUCGUCACCGAAAUCUGCCAGGACGAGGUCUUCAUCCUGGACCACGAGGCCCCCACGGUGAGCCAGGCCUCCAGCACGGGGAUGCCCGACCUGGUGGUGGAGCCGUCGGCCGGGACGCCGCUGACAGCUGAUGAGCAAGAGCUGCUGUCGGCUGCUGCUUCAGGGGAUCUCUCCAUGCUGUCGGAGUGUGUGCGGCGAGGCGUCAACCUGCUGGUCAGAGACUCUGGGGGAUGCUCGGCGCUGCACCUGGCCUCGCAGGGCGGCCACGCCGAGCUCGUCAGCUACAUCGUCAAAGAAGGCUCGAAGGUUCUUCUGGACCUGACGGACCGGGAGAAAGGGGACACGGCCCUGCAUAAAGCCGCCUCGGAGAAGCAGCACGCCGUGUGUCGUCUGCUGGUGGAGGCCGGCGCGUCGCUGCAGAAGACGAACUUCCAGGGGAAAACUCCGGCGGACCAAGCGGACGGAGACUCGGAGCUGGCCACCUACCUGAGCUCCACCCAGACCCCGCCCCCCCGCGAGGACCUGGAGACGGCCGUGUGAGGCGGCCGCCGCUCGCCGGAGGACAGCGGGACGAAGCGGAGUCUGGACCGGAGUCCCGGGACGGGGCGAGCGCUCCUCCGCCCGCGGCAGCACCGCAGAGCAGACUCACCGGUCCAAUAUUUAUUUGUAUUUAUUUAUUCCUAUUCUAUUUAUUGGCUGUGCGGACUGACCGACGGCGGGACUCGGGCGGAGCGGCCUCAGGAACUCGCUUUGAAAUCCUAACACGUCCGAGGUUCCACUUUGUGUUCAUCCCCGAAAAAAACUGCGUGCCAAAGACACUGGAGCAGUGUCCCGAGAAGCGUCCGCGGCUUCAGACGUCCACACGGGGGCGCCGCCGCCGCCGCUCGCUCCUCCUUCACAGAGAGAACCUCCACAGCUCAUCCCUCUGACUGAAGCUCCCUGAUGCCAUGAACUGUUACAGCUGAAGCUUGAAUGAUGGUUCCUCCACCCAAAGUCACUUUUUACAUCCAACAUUUCACUUCCUGCUUUUCUAAAACUUUCUCCGAUUUGGAAUAUUUUCUAAAAACCUAAAAAUUCGUCCAGAGAAUGGAACAAAAAAGAAAAAAAGGUAUCAGAUAAGUUAAUUUGAGCUUUUAUAAUCCAGAUGUGGAGAAUCUUCUCUGAAUGAGAGAAAACAAAUCCCGAGAGAAAACUCUGAACGUUAGUGAGAGUUUGGAAAAAGAUCAAUUUAAUCUGUAAAAAUCUACUUUCAGUCAAACGUUUAGACUUUUUACUGUGUGUGCGUGCGUGUGUGUGUGUGUGUGUGUGAGAGAGACUCUCAUUCCAUAUCAAAUCUGAAUCAGAAGGUCAGUAGAAGUGUGUACAUAACUGACUCUGUUAUGUAACGUGUGUGUGUGUGUGUGUGUGUGUGUGUGUGUGUGUUUGCAGCAUUUAUUCAUAAAGUAAAAGAAGAAUCUGAGCCAUAUUCAAUGCAAUAUGAAUAGAUGACGUUUUUUUUCCUUCUUCCUGCGUUUACAUUACAUUAAUGUUUGUUCUGCAGUCGACCGUUUGGAGCAUCGAAUGUUCAGUUUUUACUUCAGUGCUGGUUGAGUUUAUGAUUGUCUUCUUAUUUUAUUUUCUUUUACUUUGGUGUGCAUGUCAGUCCGUGGAUUGGAGCAACUCUGUGAGAUGUUUUUUUUUUUUUUUUUUUUUUAAAUGUAAUCUGUUGUAAAUUAAAAGUGCAGUGGUCGUAAAGGAAAACUGAACAAUCACAGACAUUCACAGCUGCUUUCACGAUUCAGUGUUACCUAACUGCGCAUUUAUUCUACAUUUUUGUUUGUUUAGGAGGAAACUUUUGCUUUUUCUCAACUUUUUUCUAAAAAUAAGACACGAAAGUGAAUAAAAAAAUGUAAUUUAAUGGUGACAAAAGUUGGUUGAAGACUCUGGUUAUACUUUAAAUUCAAACAUUUCCUCCAUAUUUGGUUAAAAAGUCCAGAAACACUUUGAUCUAAAGUCAAUCUUUCAAUAAAUGAAGAAAUAGACAGAGACCUCGGUUGUUGUUUGAGGUGUAUGAUCUUAAUGAGACCAUUUGAAGAAGAAAAGACAUUUUAAAGGUGUUCAUCACGUCCGUUUGUGUCGCGUUAAAGACGUAAUUCAUCCAUUGAAAUGAAAUAAAUCUGUUUAUAUUCCAGUCAUUUAAUCCGCGGUGAUAUAGAACCUCGGUGACGACGUUUAACAUGCUUCCUGUUGAAAUUUGUCCAGAUCAAAGUCAUUUUUCACUAUUUCCGUCUUAAAAAAGACCCUAAACUUCAUUUUCCAAGAUGAUAUUGAUACUUUAAAGUUGGAUGAACUGAAAAGAUGUUUUUCUGGAGCAAACUGCAGCAACAAAGCUAAAAAUCAAGCAUGUCUGAUGAGACUUUAAUCCACUGAGAAAGGAAAGCCGAUCCGGGGACGUGUUUCCACCACUUUAACUUUUCUCUUUGGUUUGUUGCCGAGUUCUUAUGUGGAAUGAUGGACUGAACAGUGUGUGAGGGGGGAUUACAUUACAUUCUGACACACACACACACACACACGCUUCGUGUCACUCUUUCUAUUGAGUAGGAACUUUGUAUUCAGUGGUGUCUCAUCACGGUGGUUCUGCAUGGCCCUUUCUCACCUUUUUUGGGAUAAUUUUCUGGUAAAUUCCUAAAAAAGAAGGCAUUAUUGUUGUUUAAACUAUUAAAUUAUUUCAGUUUCACUUGAGUUUCUUCCACAGGUCGGGCAUGUGUUGGAUGUUUCUAUUUUUUUGUAUUUCUUUCAUUUCUCUGCUGAUGAAGAUGACGAUGAUGGGAUUACUUGAAGCUUGUUUUCUUUUUAUUCAUUUGUUAAAAGAAGAUGUGACGCUGUU